This is a messenger RNA of Carassius gibelio (silver crucian carp), 1491 nucleotides long. RefSeq names its product 5-demethoxyubiquinone hydroxylase, mitochondrial. Gene Ontology annotation, cellular component: mitochondrial inner membrane; nucleus. Gene Ontology annotation, biological process: determination of adult lifespan; regulation of reactive oxygen species metabolic process; ubiquinone biosynthetic process. NCBI's taxonomy places the organism in Eukaryota, Metazoa, Chordata, Actinopteri, Cypriniformes, Cyprinidae. The record is from RefSeq and is a predicted model, not a curated record. Gene Ontology annotation, molecular function: 3-demethoxyubiquinol 3-hydroxylase activity. The coding region runs from base 109 to 777 and encodes 222 amino acids. The transcript is spliced from 6 exons.
UAAUAUUCAAGCGCCGACUAGUAAACGCUUACGCGUGCGACACCGCGCCCACCUAGAGCCUUUCAAUAACAUUCAUCGAUUAUUCCGUUAUCAAAAACAAUCGCAAACAUGCACAGGUUUGUCAGACCUCAGCUUAUGCUUCGUGAUUCUAAACAGUCAUUAUUACCGAGAGCGUGUCAACUUUGUACAAAUCACAAAUCUGUUGUGUCCAGUGUAAGGGGAUAUGUUGUGUUGCCUCCCACCAAUGAUGAAGAAGAAAAAGCCAUGCUUCACAGGAUGAUGAGAGUGGACCAUGCAGGAGAAUAUGGUGCCAACCGAAUCUAUGCGGGUCAGAUGGCUGUUCUUGGCCGUACACAAAUCAGUCCACUCAUUCAGGAAAUGUGGGAUCAAGAGAAGCAGCACCUGAAAAAGUUUAAUGAGAUACUGGCUGAGAACAGAGUGCGUCCUACCCUCCUGCUUCCACUCUGGAACAUAGCAGGAUUUGCUCUUGGCGCUGGCUCUGCUCUCUUGGGAAAGGAAGGGGCGAUGGCCUGCACUGUGGCUGUAGAGGAGAGUAUCUCAGAGCACUACAACAGUCAGAUCAGAACUCUAAUGGAGAAAGAUCCUGAGAAGUACACUGAGCUGCUGCAGCUGAUUAAAGAAUUUCGGGACGAUGAAUUGGAGCAUCAUGACACUGGACUGGAGCAUGAUGCUGAAUCAGUGCCUGGAUAUCAGCUGAUGAAAGCCAUCAUACAGGUGGGCUGCAAAGCUGCAAUCUACAUCUCUGAACGUCUCUAAGUAUUUUCAGAGCAUUUAAAAGAGUUAACCUGAUAUCUUGUAAAUAUGGAUGCUACUUUUUCUGUCUUUGAAGUGUUAAAAUAUUUCCCAGCUUAAUUUGCAGAUACAACUAUAAGCAAGCCUUUUUGGGCAAAUUUUUCUGAAAUGUGUAAACACUGUGGUUCUAUCAAAACUUUGCUCUGUUUGUUUGAGCAUCCCAUCCAGCCCAACACAGUAAUACAGACUCAGCCAAUCUUUAGCCUGGAACUAUUUCUUUGUGUGACCAGUAGGGGGAAUAUUUAAGCCUGUUUAAUUUUUUUUUUUUUUUUUUUUUUUUUUUUUUUUUUUUACAGUUUCAAUGUAGUGGCACUAGUGUUGCAGAAAUUACAUAUUUCAUUUAUAAUGACGUGUUCCUCACAGCAGUAAAAAUAUAUUUAAAAUCUAUUUAUUGCGAUUUUAUACAUGGCAUAAGUUUUUGUCUCAUUCUGUAUGGCAUUGGUCUCAAACUCAAUUCCUGGAGGGCCACAGCUCUGCACAGUUUUGCUCCAACCCUAAUCAAACACACCUGAUCCAGCUAAUCAAGGUCUUCAGGAUUACUAGAAACUUCCAAGCAGGUGUGAUUUGGAGCUGGUUGGAGCUAAACUCUGCAGAGCUGUGGCCCUCCAGGAAUUGAGUUUGAGAUCACUGCUGUAUGGUAUACUCAAGAAAAAUAAAAUAAACUUUUUAUCAACCACA